This is a messenger RNA of Macadamia integrifolia, 1384 nucleotides long. Its product is annotated as 1,2-dihydroxy-3-keto-5-methylthiopentene dioxygenase 1-like. Gene Ontology annotation, molecular function: acireductone dioxygenase [iron(II)-requiring] activity. The transcript has 4 exons. The record is from RefSeq and is a predicted model, not a curated record. The coding region runs from base 573 to 1097 and encodes 174 amino acids. NCBI's taxonomy places the organism in Eukaryota, Viridiplantae, Streptophyta, Magnoliopsida, Proteales, Proteaceae.
AACCUUUUCCCUUAUUAUUAUUAUUAUUUUUUUUUUUCCCAGGUUGUAUGAGAAAAUGUGGAAGUUGAUGUUUCAUGCAGAGGAACUCGUGUCUCCUCUCCUGUUGCCCCAACUGAAGCUAUCUAUCAAGUGACGAUAUAAGUGACGAUGUAUCCCUUUGCCUUCCCAAGAUAAAUUUAUUUGGUUCAAAGGAAUCCGACCCUACUUGUGGCUCUUCGAGCAUCUCAAGCAGACGAUAAGAGAGAGAUCUUCAAAUCAUCUUAUCUAAGGUGCCCAUGAGGUGAUUAUCACUCUGGGUUCAGUACAUGGGUCACAUGGUCACAGUGGAGAUUAAAUACAAACAGCGAAAGCAUGAUCUUUAAGAUGUGACGCUGCGAAGCAUGCAUGAUUCAACACGAAGCACAAAAUUCAGAUACGCCACGCAAAUUUCAGGAUUCCAAAUUCUCCACUUCUCUAUAAAUUUUCAUGGCCGAUCGGUGGAGACAGGGAGGACUGUGAUAGUUGCAAAUUGGUACGCAGGGUGUUUGUAGAUUGACCCCUGAGAGAGAACUUUUGAGAAUUGAGAAGCGAAGAUGGCGUUAGAGGCAUGGUACAUGGAGGAGAGCAGCGAGGAUAAAAAACAGUUCGUGCCUCUGAGAAAGCUAGAAGAGCUGGGAGUCUUGUCCUGGAAAUUGAACCCAAAGAAUUACGAGAACGAUGAGGAGCUGCGUAAUAUUAGAGAAAGCAGGGGCUAUAACUACAUGGAUAUUCUGGAUAUAAGCCCAGAGAAAUUGGAGAAUUACGAGGAGAAGGUGAAGAACUUCUACACAGAGCACAUCCACGCCAACGAAGAGAUACGUUACUGCUUGGAAGGAAGUGGGUACUUCGAUGUGAGGGAUAAGGAGGAUCGUUGGGUUCGCAUCUGGAUCAAGGAGGGCGACAUGAUCGUCUUGCCCUCUGGGAUUUACCAUCGUCUCGCCCUUGACACUGGUAACUACCUCAAGCUGAUGCGGUUGUUCGUGGAGGAGCCAGUGUGGACUCCAUUUAACCGUCCACAAGAGGAGCAUCCGGCCAGGAAAGCCUACGUCAGUAGCUUAGUACCCCUUGAGGCUCACUAAGCGUCUUCACUUAAAGAGUUCAGCCUUGAGUUGCUUUGCAUCUAUCUCUAUAUCUGUGUGUUUGUAUCUGAUAUAUAUAUAUAUAUAUAUAUAUUAUAUUAUACCAUCCCGUGUGACCGUGUCUGCCUCCUCCUGUUCAUUAGACAACAGACCCAAUUACCAUGUUACUACAACUCCUGGGGUAUCUGUCAUUCCAUGUCUUACCCAUCCAUGGUUGAUGGUUGUAUCUAUCUUAUGCAAAUGGAGAACAUAUUUAAUAAAAUUUUCAACAUAUAUGUGUAGAAAAA